Suillus clintonianus is the source of this 462-nucleotide messenger RNA. Its product is annotated as ABC-2 type transporter. The transcript is spliced from 3 exons. Gene Ontology annotation, molecular function: ABC-type transporter activity. The record is from RefSeq and is a predicted model, not a curated record. NCBI's taxonomy places the organism in Eukaryota, Fungi, Basidiomycota, Agaricomycetes, Boletales, Suillaceae. Gene Ontology annotation, cellular component: membrane. The annotation marks the transcript as partial.
AAUGACACCUCGGCCUAUUUCUCCCAUGAAGGUGUUCUGUUCUUCCCCCUCCUCUUCAAUGCUAUUACAUCUGUUGCAGAAAUCCCUUCGCUGUUCUUCCAGCGUCCUAUCGUGCUUCGUCACCAGAAAGCCGCAUUACAUCAUCCUUUUAUUCAGAGCCUCGCCCAUACUAUCGUUGAUAUUCCGGUCACUUUGAUCGUCCAAUUGGUGUUCACUGUGGUACUCUACUUCCUAGUUGGGUUGCAACAUUCUGCCGCACAGUUUUUCAUUUUUUACCUUUUUAUCUUUUUUAUGUCGCAAACCAUGGAAUCAUUAUUCAGAGCUAUCGCUGCAAGGUUUAAAACUCUUCCUAACGCAAUAGCUCUUAGCGGUAUCUUCGUUCUCUUGAUAUUGCUCUACGAUGGGUACACAAUUCCUUGGCCAACUGCACCGAGAGGCUUGCGGUGGAUCAUGCGGUUGAAC